CGUGAGCAGCCGAAGCAGAAGCGCGGCAGAUGCAAGGCUCGGAGGUGAGCCUGAGUGAGCCGGUAAACGCAGCAAUUUGUCCGUUUGUUUUGAGGCAAGCGUUUGAUGACGCCCUUCUUUUCUUCACGUGCCUGACUGAUAUGUUUUCGGACGAUGAACAGUGUCGGAAACGAAUGCAACGAGCUCAAGAAGGAGUACGACGCGUGCUUCAACAGUUGGUUUUCGGAGCACUUCUUGAAAGGACGUAAGGAAGACCGCUGUGCACCGCUGCUCAAACAGUACCAAGAGUGCGUGAAAAAUGCCAUUCGCACGCACAAGAUCGAACUGUGGGAAGUGGAGCAAGACGUUCUCGGCACCGACAAGGAAAAAACGUCGCCUCCGCCCAAGAAGUAACGCCGUCGUAGUCCCGCGGUCUCCGGAACCGUGGUCAGCGUGUGUGAUCACCGAAAACGUGCUUGUAUGAUGCAAUGUUUUUUUGUUUUAUGUUUCGCUUUAGAGUAAAGCUGGUAUGUUUGGCA
Ixodes scapularis (black-legged tick) is the source of this 518-nucleotide messenger RNA. Its product is annotated as TP53-regulated inhibitor of apoptosis 1. The record is from RefSeq and is a predicted model, not a curated record. The transcript has a single exon. Bases 154 to 393 code for a protein of 79 amino acids. Lineage: Eukaryota; Metazoa; Arthropoda; Arachnida; Ixodida; Ixodidae.